This is a messenger RNA of Anneissia japonica, 2438 nucleotides long. RefSeq lists its product as uncharacterized. The coding region runs from base 226 to 2199 and encodes 657 amino acids. The transcript is spliced from 9 exons. Gene Ontology annotation, biological process: signal transduction. Gene Ontology annotation, molecular function: protein binding. NCBI's taxonomy places the organism in Eukaryota, Metazoa, Echinodermata, Crinoidea, Comatulida, Comatulidae. The record is from RefSeq and is a predicted model, not a curated record.
AACUGAUCGAUACCAUUUCUUUUGUCUUGAUGGAUAAGUCUCAAUAAAAGUGCCUUUAAACAAAGUUCGAUAUCUAUGAAUAAAUAAACCCCAGGUUUGUUCUUUCUAACCCAUGUCUUGGAAACCAAGCUGAUCAGCCAGACACAGAUUAGUUUGAGCGGCAAACAUCUUGGACUCCAGCCUUUUGUAUACAACGCUGCAGGAGGUUUGAAUUCCGUCGACAGCAUGCCCCAACCAAAAAGGGAUCUGGUUCGGUUCGUCAUACAUCAACACAAACAGGAUCCGAAGGAGGCCGUAGCUCACGUCAUCAAAGUCGAUGAAUAUGACAAGUUAUGUAAAAAGAUGGCCGAUGCUGGCUUAACAUUAUGUGAAGCUGUCAAGGGAGGGCCCUUCAAGGCGAUGGUAGGCGAAGCAUUCAUCGUACGAAUCGUCGGUGACGUCAUCAUGAACACGUUCGGGGAGCACAGCUACCGAAGUGACCGACUUCAGAUGAAGUACCUACGAAAUCGCGUCAACCGCAGAGAAUUCUACGUGAAAGGUUACUACCGAGGCCGUUACCAGCCUGAGUAUGCCGGGAAAGUGUUGUUACAUCGCAUGACGAUCCAUGCAGGAACGACCAAUAAGGGCAGCGGUAGACAGUUCGGAAUGACGAAUCUGGAAAGUGUGCUAGGGAACGUGGUAUCAAGUAUAGCGAUCGUAGUACCAAAGAUUCCUGAUGACCCUGUACCGCAAGAAAUUGCCGAAAUAUUUACUGAAGAUGACAUGAAAAAAGAUAUUGUUUUGAGGACGAUAUCUAAGGAUAUACAUCGUGGUUUUGCUAUUCCAUUGGCAAUGCAUCUAUUUGGACUGACAGAAACCGAGGUUUUGAACUUGAACUUGCUUCCACAUCACCGUGACUACAAUGAGCAGCGGUAUCUUGUACUUCAGAAGUGGAGAACUCAAGAAGGGCAGAAAGCAUCAUUUGAGAAGUUAAUUGCCGCCUUCAAAGCGGUAAAAAUGACAGCGCCCGCACACUCCCUGAAUAGAAAUCUGCUAACCGACCACCGGCUUAAAACAAUUGCAAACGCUCUACCACCGGAUCUAAAGGGGCUAUGUGACCACUUCAAAAUAAGCAUGGACGAAGUUCAAGAAAAGUAUGUUCACGAACUCAACGGGCACACUUACCAGGUACUAAGCCGAUGGAAAGAGAGAACCCACGAGAAGCUGUCGGCUAGGGCAUGUCAUUCAGCACUUUUAGCCCAUCUACGAAACAUCGGGCUAAGCCAUGUGGCUCAGAAAUGUAGCGAAAUCACCUCUGCACAUGCACGCGAUGUCGUUAUAUUGCGUAUUAUAACUAAAGAUGCCAGUCGUGAAAGGAUAUUUAGCUUGGUUAAGAGUUUAGGAGUUUGUCAAGAAGACGUCGAUGCAAUAACACGUGAUUUCGGGUUCGACUUUAACAAGAGGAUGUUCCUGCUCAACUGUCUCGUAAAAUGGCGGGGAAAGGUGAAUCCUCCGGAAGACGCGACGUUCGAAAACCUCUUACUGAUCAUGCGCUCUAAAGAAAUUGGACUCAAAUUGAACGCGCAUAUACUUGACGAGGAACUAUUAUCACAUAAAAGGCUUAAAAACCUUGCUGAAAUCAUCGAUCCCGAGUACAUCCAGCCUUUAGCAGACGAACUGGAAGUCGACACAGCACAAAUGCAUAUUCCGUUUGAUGGCAACUUUCAGGAAAUUUUACGGUUUCGUCUGCUUCAACGCUGGAAGGAAACACGCGGAAAAUAUGCCACUCACACGGAACUUAUAAACGCACUUGGAAUUGUAGGUUUAUCGUCUGUUAUACCGAAGGUCGAUUCUUUUGGCUCAAUUGACACAACGCAUGGGGCAAUUAGUGAUUUCUGUCUACGAUACGUCAGCAGCUGGGUGCACGUCAGUCGUGCUCACGAGUGGCCAUCAGUCGUCCAGAAUAUUCCCUCCUCAUUGGUCGAAGGUUUGGACAGUAAAACGGUUGAUCAGAUCAAGCUUCACAUGAGAGACCCCCAAGAGCAAAUGGCCUACGCCCUCAUACUGUGCCGAGAUCGUGGUAUUUUGCCAACCGUCGAGAAGUUUGUUGAUCGACUCACUACGUGCGGGUUCGACAAUGCCGCCGUAACUUUGCUAGAUAUAGCUAGGCCCGUGCUCUAUUACUCUGGAGUGCAACCCUAUAAUUUGACCUAUAAGUGACUGACAUAGCUUUCUCUCUUUUCAAAUGUAUUUUGCAAUCUCAAAUACUGUAUUUGAUUGUCCUAUUUACGGACAUCCAAUGCAAUACGCACUUUGCUGUGUGAUGGUUAUAUAAAUGUUUAUAUGUAUAUUACGUUUACUGUAUUACGUUUUAUGUUUAUAUUAACAUUUGAAGGGCAUAUACCACGUCCUGUCAGUACCAAAGCAAAUAUAAGCACGUGCUUUAAAGGAUUACAGUA